Molecule: messenger RNA, 2954 nt
Organism: Archocentrus centrarchus (flier cichlid)
Lineage: Eukaryota; Metazoa; Chordata; Actinopteri; Cichliformes; Cichlidae
Gene: aatf
Product: apoptosis antagonizing transcription factor
Biological process (GO): regulation of transcription by RNA polymerase II
Cellular component (GO): nucleolus; nucleus
Source: RefSeq, a predicted model, not a curated record
UCGCACACGGAACGGGUCCGCACGUGCAGUGGCUGUAAACUUUGAGCCAUGGCGGGCGCGUUUUCACAGGAGCUCGAGGAUCUGCUGAACCCUUUGCCUAAAUUCGCGGAUCCGGAGGAUGAUGAUGAUGACGAGGCGACCAAAGCCAGAGUGGUGGACAGGUUUGAUGAGGAAGACGAGGAGGAAGGGCCGGUCAGCGCUCUGCGGAAGCGCAACACGACCCUGCUCUCAGACACGGACAGACGGUACGUGGGGAAGCCAGUGUCCCGAAAACAGCUGCUGAUGGAGACUGAGGAGGAGGAUGAUGAGGAGGAGGAGGAGGGUGAAGAUGAUUCAGAGGGGGAUGAAGAGGCAGAUGACAAUGAAAAGGGUUUAGAUGAUGAUGAUGAAGAGGAGGAGUUGAUGGGCAGUGAUUCAGAACUGAAUGCUAAACCUAUCAACGACAAGAUGAAGACCUCUGACCUCAUCUUUCCUCAGAAAGUGGACUUCCGCAAACUGACAGAUGGUAUGGAUAAUCUGGGAGUGAGUGAGGAGGAUGAUGAUGAUGAAAGCGGUGAGGAGUCUGAAGGCAGCGAUGAAGAGGAGGGCUCUGAUGAUGAUGAUGAAUUGGAAGGUGAUGACGAUGAUGGAGCCGUGCGCACGUUUUCUCGGGACAAAGUGGACGAGGAGGUGGAGAAAGGGAAGGCGGUGAAGAACCAGCUGGACCUGUGGGACCAGCUGCUCGAGGGCCGGAUCAAAAUCCAGAAAGCUCUGGUGACCGCCAACCAGCUCCCUCAGCCGCAGACCUUCCCAGAGUUCAAGAGGAGGGGGGAAGGGGAGUUCGCGGCGGCGCUGAAGAACACCCACAAGGCUCUGAAGGCUCUGCAGAGGUCCCUGCUGGAGCUGCACGACCAUCUGCUGCACCAGAACGCCGACACGAGAUCCAUCGCCACCGGGGAAGACGAGGAGAUAACCAGCGACGAUGAAGAGGAGGGGUCGGUGCGGGAGGCCGUAGCGCCCAAACGAAAACUGGAGAUGGCAGAGUACCCGGACUUCAUGGCCAAACGCUUUGCAGCCUUCCAGCCUUACCGCGACGCCACGCUGCAGAAGUGGCACGACAAAACCAGGCUGACGACGGGCAAGAGCGGCAAAGGUUUUGGAGCGUUCGAGAGGAACAUCCUGACUCAGGUGGAGCAGGUGCUGAUGGACAAGGAGAGGCUCCUGAAGCGGACCCAGACCCAGCGCUCAGAGUACCGGGUUCUGGGGAAAGUGGAGGCCCCUCCUCUCACGUCUGAGAAUGCCCCCACGGAGGGAGGCGAGGCAGCGCGGCAACAGCUGAAGUCGAACACGCAUCUGAAAGAUCUGGAUGAGGACGUAUUCGACGACGACGACUUCUACCACCAGCUGCUGAGGGAGCUGAUCGACCGCAAGACGAGCGCGGCGGACCCCAACGAUCAGGUGGCUAUGGGCCGACAGUGGCUGGCCAUCCAGAAGCUGCGCAGCAAGAUCAAGAAGAAAGUGGACACUAAAGCCAGCAAAGGGCGGAAAGUCCGGUUCCACGCCCACAGCAAGCUGGUCAAUUUCAUGGCGCCCGUUGACCACAGCUCGAUGAGCGACGAGGCCCGCAGCGAACUGUACCGCAGCCUCUUCGGUCUGAGCGCGUCCGUGAGGGGGUCGCAUUAACACAGAGAUCAGGACUGAGAGCGAGCAGCAGCUCUCCUGGAGCAGGAACUCAAAACAACAUGCAGUUAUCUAGAAAAGUCUUCUAUUUUAGAUAUGACCUGAAAACGCGCACACUGUGUUUCCAUCACAUGUGGAUGAAGUAAACUGAUUAUUUGCUCUCAUUUUGAGUUUCUCUAAGUAAUGAGUCCCGGCAUAUCCCUACAGUUGUUGUUUCAUGAAGUUUCCUGGAGCUGCAGGUUUAUCCGUGUUUUUGGUGCUGUUAGUGCGUAGUGUUGAUUUUGGGGCACAGCUGGGAAUAUGUGACAUUACAUAUGUUACAGCUUCCCUGGAUGCACUCCUCGGCUACAGUAGAAAAUUAAUUUUCAGGUUUGACCAUUAUGUAAUCGUUAAAUUCAUGUUGUGUACUUUAUUACAGAUUUACACCCUGACAGGAGCAUUUUGGGAAUCUGUUCACGGCGGCGCUCACAGAUAUAAGGACACAUUUAAGCUCUGAUAAAAACUGAAAGCUAACUAAUGACACGCCCACCCAGACUGUGCAAUUUAAAGCCAAAGCUUGUUUUUGUUCAGCAUCACAUUUUUCUAUAACCAGCUUUGAGCCCUGAUUGGCUGGGGGCCCGUCCAGGCUGUACCCCACCUCUCACCCUGUCACAGCUGGAUGGGUGUCGGCCUUCCCGUGAUCCUGAAUAGGAUACGCAGUUAACAUCUAUGACUUCUACUAACGGGAGGUUUUAUCUGUUUUCUGUUAAUUCGCUGUUUUCACAUGGAGCUGCAAAGGCCAAUUUAAAAAAUUACCCCAAAUGCUUUUUUUUUUUUCUUUCUCCAGUGAAUUGAAAAUUUAAUUGAAUCUGAAAAUCAUUAUUUCAGCUUAUUAAGUCAAAAUUAGGGUUAUAAUUGGUCUGAGGCUUCCCGACUCAAAAUGCUGAGAAAAUAACCAAAAAUUGAGUCGAGUCACAGUUUUGAGAUAACUGCCUGAAAUUUCGACUUACACGUGGCAACAUUUUUUCUUCGGUCAUGGAAGUUUUUUUUUUCCAGUGGUGAAAAUAAAACAGAUGAAACCUCCGAUGCUUGUUUCUGUUACUCUACACUGGUGACGUUUUAGUAUUGAAACUGAUACACGACAUCGCUCUGAUUUGGGCUUCAGAUCGUCACGCUGUGCUUAUAAACUAUGACUUCGCCGGUCCUGAUACAGAUUUCCUUUUAUGCCUUUAUGAUGAUGUGUAGGUUUGAAGAGCCAAACUUAGAGAUGAAGUUUUAUAGAAAUAAAAUAAAUAAAUUUGUGAUUAAAAUCAAAA